Procambarus clarkii (red swamp crayfish) is the source of this 2040-nucleotide messenger RNA. The record is from RefSeq and is a predicted model, not a curated record. Lineage: Eukaryota; Metazoa; Arthropoda; Malacostraca; Decapoda; Cambaridae.
GAGUUAAGAGGAUCUUUAAUUUCACCCUAGAGCCGUAGAUAAUAUACAAAGUGAGACAAAAUAAUUUGUUUUGAAAAUUCAUUUUGCAUCUUAAAAAAAGUACAUUAGUAAACAGGUACUACUGUAUUUCAAGAAUCGUCUCGGUACAGUAUUGUAUAAAGCUGAAAACUCCAAGCUUCCGAGCCAUACUUCUCUCAAAAGUUGAAAAUUAGGACUUGACCCCAAGACAAUCAACUGUACUGUACCAGAUCUUAUUUUAAUACAAGUAACAGAUCUUGUUAUACAGCAAGAAAUUCUUAUAAUACAUACAAAAAUAUACAUAUCGUUAACAGAAUACUAUAUUUUUACACUAACAAAUAACUUCAUUACAUAGUAAGCCCUCAAUUGAAAUGGAAGCAUUUACUGCUAUACGCAUGGCUGUGGCCAAGCGACCAAUCGUGAGCAAUGUUAUCGUGUAUGGGCUGCUCUACACGGGUGCAGAGUUCUUCCAGCAAACCAUGAAUAAUAAAGUUUUGAUUCCAGCAAGCUCUACCCCGAAGCCAUACGACACAGCAACAAUAGCUCGUUAUGGCAUCAUGGGAACCUGUGUAUUUCCGCAUACACUCUACCAUGCGUACAAAUACUUAGACUCAAAGUUUGUGGGCAAGAGUUUACGGAUGGUGAUGCCAAAACUUGCCGCAGAUGCCCUUGUUAUCACCCCCAUUAACCUUACACUGUUUUAUGUUGGUAUGAGUGCCUUAGAAGGAAAAGAAGAUUGGCUAGAAGAAUGGAGGAAAAAGAUCAUCCCUACAUUUGUGACGGCUAGCGUGUUUUGGGUUCCAGUAUCUCUGAUCAACUUCAGAUUCCUGCCCCCUCAAGCACGUGUAGUAUUUGUUGGUACAUGUCAGGUCAUUUGGGUGUCAAUACUGUGUUGGUUCAAGCGGCAGGAAUACUAAGCUUACUCACAGUUAACUAUGUAAGAUAAUUCUAUUUAUGUAAAGGUAGGUGCAUAACUGACAUUCACUAAACUGAUUGUGACACUAAAAAAAAAAUUACCUGUUGUAUAUUGUAAAGUAGUAGAAAUGCACUGUAUUAUUUCAUGAAAUUUGUUUUUUCAAUGAGUAGUGGAGUUUGUUUGUCGCUGCUCCUUGUGCCUCUUUAGAGGGGGGGGAUGGUGGCUCAUGGUCCCCGUUAGGACUAAAAGAACUCGGCAUCUGAUAGUACUUGUUAGUUUGGCACCAUAGUUUAUGUUCUCAACAAAAUUAGUAAUUUCUUGGUGAAUACUGUACCCUAGUGCAGUCUUAACAUUAUACAGCAGUACAGGUAGUGGCAAAAAAGUGGUGGAGGUUUUGUUGAGGGGAUGGAAUGUGUGUCUCGCAGUAAGCGCACUAGAUCUUGGGCAUUAUGGUCCUGCCACAGACACAUGCUGAUGAAGUGUUGCUCACUUUGGAUACAGGAUAACAACACAGUCCAAUAUAACGUAGUUCAGCCCAGACGAUAGAGCUCUGUAUUGGCAUAAAAAAUACAGUAAUGCCUACCGAGUUCUUCAAUUGCUCAAAACAGUUUACUGUCUACCUUAAUUUAUCUGGCUUGACAGCUUAACCUAUCCAAGAUAUAAUACUGUGUAUUAGUCCCAAAAAUAGCUUAUUGGUAAAUGUUGGAUUUUCUGUUGGUUUCCAAUUGAAGAAUGUAUAAACUGCAUUUAAUAAAUGGCCAUUUAAUAUGAAGACAAAGAUGAGAUCAUUAAUUUUUGUGAACAAUUCUUUCUUUAAUUGUUUAAAUUAUUAAGAUACAUUUUUGAUAGUUGCAGGCGAUGAGUCACAAUAAGGCUGAAGUAUGUUGACCAGACCACACACUAGAAAGUGAAGGGACGAUGACGUUUCGGUCCGUCCUGGACCAUUCACAAUUAACUUGAGAAUGGUCCAGAACGGACCAAACGUCGUCGUCUCUUCACUUUCUAGUGUGUGGUCUGGUCAACAUUUUUUAUAGUUGUCAGUCUCAACUCCAAAACUCAGAUGGUAUAUGUAUUUCAGAUAACUUGCAAAUAAAUAUUCAAAACAC